AUUCUAAAUUUCAUAUUAGAAAGAAGAGAAUUGUAGGGAAAGGUUUUGGCGUUGAUCAAAAGAAACCAAAAAUGGAAAAUCGUCGUCUUCACUCACUCAUUCCUCUAGAAGAUUCCGACCAACCUGACGGUAUAUUCAUCGUCUGUUUGUAUGUGACUUGAAGUCAGUCAUCCAGCCAGCCAGCCAGCGACGUUACAACCACACCCACGUGCAAAUAUAUAUUCUUUGCUAUAUUUAUAUACGUUUUUAUUCUGGGAUCCACAUUUUCCUCAUUGUUCGAGCGAUCGGGGGCCAAGCUAAUAAUCCCCUUUUUACCAUCCUAACUUCGUCUCCUUUUCGUAUCGGAUCAGAUCAGAUCAGAUCUGAUUGUUUCCUCCUCUCAUCUUCGCCGAUUUGAUUAUACUCUUUAAGGUUUCAAUCACCUACUGUAUUUGAAGAUGAAUGGGGCAACAGAAUGCAGUGUUUGCCACUCUAGAUUGUCGUCUCCAUCAGCAAGAACGUUCUCAAAGGCAUACGACAGGCGUAGGAGCAAAAUUUCAUCAAAAGUUCGUGCCCUCAAUGUGUUAUUGGUUGGUGGGGAUUGCAUUCUAGUUGGUUUACAGCCUAUUCUAGUUUACAUGUCUAAAGUGGAUGGGAGUUUCAAGUUCAGUCCUGUCAGCGUUAACUUUUUAACAGAGAUGACAAAAGUGGUAUUUGCCAUUGUUAUGUUAUUGUUGGAGGCUCGGCAACAAAAAGUUGGAGAGAAACCCCUUCUCUCACCAUCUAAUUUGUGUCAGGCAGCUCGAAACAAUGUGCUCCUUGCUGUUCCGGCUCUUCUUUAUGCUAUAAAUAACUAUCUUAAGUUCACAAUGCAGCUAUAUUUUAAUCCAUCGACAGUAAAAAUGUUGAGCAAUCUCAAGGUCUUGGUUAUUGCUGUUCUCUUGAAGGUUAUUAUGAGGCGUCGAUUUUCCGUAAUUCAGUGGGAGGCUCUUGCUCUUUUGCUAAUUGGUAUUAGUGUCAACCAGUUGCGCUCUCUCCCAGAGGGUACAACUGCUUUGGGUCUUCCAGUUGCAGCAGGGGCAUAUUUAUGUACGGUGAUAUUUAUCAUUGUUCCAUCUUUGGCAUCAGUAUACAAUGAGUAUGCUUUAAAGAGCCAAUUUGACACAAGCAUUUACAUUCAGAAUUUGUUUCUAUAUGGUUAUGGUGCAAUCUUCAACUUACUAGCCAUCCUUGGAACUGCUUUGUACAAAGGUCCUGAGAGCUUGGAUAUCUUUAAGGGACACUCAAAGGCAACCAUGUUUUUGAUAUGCAAUAAUGCAGCACAAGGAAUCCUGUCAUCAUUCUUUUACAAAUAUGCAGAUACAAUUUUGAAGAAGUAUUCAUCAACGGUUGCCACAAUUUUUACUGGCAUAGCAUCUGCUUUUUUGUUUGGUCAUACAAUAACCAUGAACUUCAUUCUUGGGAUUUCCAUUGUCUUCAUCUCUAUGCAUCAGUUCUUUUCACCUCUUUCAAAAGGCAAUAAUGUGCCACAAAAUGGUAGCUUGGAAAUUAUUGAUGGUCCAAAUAAUUUAAGGUCAAAGGAUAAAUCCUUCCUUAAUAUGACAGCUGGGGCAAAUGAGGAUACUAGGCAUCAAGUGGAACCAGAUGAGAGAGCACCUCUCCUUCCCAUUUAGACAAAUAUAGGGAAAUUCUGUGGAGCAUUUGAAAUCGUCCAACGGAAUUUUGGAAAAUUUAACAAGAUAUAUAUUUACCAGUUUGUAGAAAAGUUGACACACCGAGUAAAAUGAGGCUUUAGUCUCCUUCCUGUGACUAGGAGAGCUGGUAUAGGUAAAGGGAAAUAUAUGGGAACUCAAUUUUUACAAUAGAAAUUGUUGUAUCUAUGUUUAUUUUCUUAAUUUUAAUGAAAUAUAUUCAAUUGCCCAACUCAUAUGUCUCUUUUGGUGAUCCUGUGGAAGAAGCAUGGGCAUUCUUAAUGAAUCAUUACCGGAAUACAAUAAAGACUGUUGGGUUUAGGGUUUUCUCAAAAAUUGCUCACUCCCUAGCCAUGAUUGAAUGUGUUUGUCUUCUAUUGAUGAAUUCUUACUGUACUAUAAACUGCAUUAUGAAUUUGUGCUACUACUAUCCUUGUGUAAUUUGUGUG
This is a messenger RNA of Impatiens glandulifera, 2119 nucleotides long. RefSeq names its product CMP-sialic acid transporter 3-like. Gene Ontology annotation, biological process: pyrimidine nucleotide-sugar transmembrane transport. NCBI's taxonomy places the organism in Eukaryota, Viridiplantae, Streptophyta, Magnoliopsida, Ericales, Balsaminaceae. The coding region runs from base 438 to 1652 and encodes 404 amino acids. Gene Ontology annotation, cellular component: Golgi membrane. The record is from RefSeq and is a predicted model, not a curated record. The transcript is spliced from 16 exons. Gene Ontology annotation, molecular function: pyrimidine nucleotide-sugar transmembrane transporter activity.